GGUUUCUACUCGGGCCUUCCCUGAGUUUGAUUCGAGCGUAGAGCUAGCGGCCAGAUUAGUUGCUAGAUGCAAGUCUACAGCGGACGGGUAAAUGGACAGACGAGCACUCGAGAGUAUUAUUUAAUCUGCAGUAAUUCCCGUCAUUGUAAUCUGUGAGAUGAGCGGUCGGACGGGCGGUUCAAUUAGUUGAAGAACAGUCACUUAUGGCGCGUUGAAUGGCUGGAAAAAUUGGCAAAAGAGCGGACAAUAGAGGAGGCGAAAAGGCGGCCAGAAAGAACUUUAAGACCUCGCGCGAGAGUGUGCUUUUCAGUCAGUAUUCCGUCUGCUUUUUGUGACGGUUUUUCCGCCCAGUGGGGCCCAAGUUGUGCCUAUUGUGUGGGCUACCGGACGGCUGCAGUUAGGGCGGAUCAGUCCCGAAGAUAACUUGAGCCAUUUGGGACGACAACUUUACAGCACUUGCUGAUCGCAUCCUGCAUAGCGGGCUUGUGAAAAUGUGCGAAACUAGUGCGGAAAAUUCGGGUCGAACGGUGAAAAGGUACCGCGAAGAUUGAUUGAAUGCGAAGUCUCGUCCUGUGCAGUGCAGAGUGCGUUUUCGCGGAGCAACCGCCUGACCUGGAAACACCCCGUAUGGAAAUCGGGAUUGAAAACGCGAAAAAGGAGUCUGGAUAAAAUGCAAGAGUGGAUGAUUGUGAGAUAAUGUAAUGGAAAGCAAGAGUGACAGUGGUAGCUGUGGGUUAUUUGGAAGGAUUCGCGUAUGACUCCGAAACGGAUGUGGUAUUACCCACGCCUACCGACUCGAAUGCGAUUCAGGAUUCUAGUUAAGACCAGAUUUCAGUUGGCCAGUUAGCGAAAUAGUGGCAAGUGACGGUUAGGCGUACGAACGAAAGGCCCGAAAUCGGUAAGGACCUACGGCAACAAGGAUUGUCGCGAGUAGACUAGCCCUUUAGGACCCUUCAGCUGACAACACGAGCAUGCAGGAGGCUCUUCAAAUGUUCCAUGUUCCACGUUUCAUCAGCACCUGGCGUAAACUGUAAAUAAAAUGUAAAAUAUUCUGUUUUCAUCUGACAACGUAAAAAAAACGGAAUAAAUUUAUGAUUAUUAAGAGAAAAGCUUUACAAUUUAGAUAAAAAAAAAUUAGUGUUCUGGCAAAAAAAAAAAGAAAACAAGAUAUUAGAAAACUUUGUAUCUAACAAUGACGGAAAGUAGCGUUCUGUUGCAUAGUAACCGGAAUAAAACGAUAGUGGAUAUUUCAAAUUUAAUAUAAAAUGAACAAUUCAUAAUACAACUAACACACUAGCACAUAUAAUUAAAUGAAAAUAAUAUAUAUUCGUAGUAAAUAAAUUAGUUUCUUGUUGUUGUUAAUACGUUUUGUAUUUUGUAAAGAGAAAAAGAUAAAUAGGAAGAACGACUGUAGCCGGUCUGAAUUACAAUUUUAAUAAAAAUAGAUAUGUAUCGGUAUAUCAGAGUAGAUAAUUGGCCAGUUCGGAAUAAUAAUUAUAUAAAUGUAUGUUAAUUAUAACAACACCUAACGGAAAAUAGUAAAAUUAGUGAAUUUUCAAGGAAACGAUAAUCAUUCAAUUGAUUCGAUUCGUCGUGUAAACUGAACAUUGGAAGAUAUUUUCGAUUAAAUUAUGGAGAUAGCAGAAAUAAAUAUUCAGCUGGUUGAAGAUUACGACUACAAGUGAUUAGGACGUGUUGUACCCAACCGCUCUGUUACAGACGAUAUGGGCACAACAUGGCCUCAGAACUAUUGUGCGAAACAAAAGAAUCCCAGAAGUUUGAAUUCAGCAAACACCAAGUCUGCUUCGACUAUCAUCGUCCCGCCCCCACGGGUCAGCGGCAACCUGAGCCAUCACGAGGGUCAACUAUUCAACAAUCACGCUCUUCCCAGCAUCCCCAGUUCUCAGAAACAUCGAACGAAGCCGAUUCGAAAAAAUGUCACGAGUUUCCAGGUGAUAGUUGUUUUGAUAGCAUCAAUAAUGAGGAAUUUACUAGUGAGCGAGCGGCAUCAGCACAUGCAACAAACAUUUUGGCCACGUUCAAGGACGAAUAUGCAAUGGAGGGCAAAACGCGAAAACUUGUGCGAUCGUCACCGGCGUCAAAUUAUGGAGAUUUUAACGAAAUUGUUUUUUAUUGUAGUGAAUUUCGCGGGGACAUGGAUUCGACGAUCAUUACAUGCAAUACAGGGAAUCAUAAGCAAUGUUGUAAGAGAUUACUAUGUAUCAAUGGGAAAGUGGGAGGGGAGAGUAUAUCAGCAGCGGUCGAGCGUGAGAGCCAAAUGUAUACAGGGCAAUGCCUUUGCCAGUGUUGCUUCACUGAAUAUUUUCAAAGCUGCCAAACGAAUUGUUGUUCGCUUAGUAAAGACAAAGAUGCUCACAACUAUAACCUUUCUACGACGACGAAUACUAAGAACCCUAAUAAUAAAAAAACAUAUAGUAAGGAUAAUAGUAGUUAUAAAACGUUAUCACAAUGUCCGAAUAAGUGUUUUGUUGAAUUUUAUUACGGAAAUUUUAAAACGCGUUACUGUUGCUGCCAAUGUAAAUGUUCUGUUACUGCCACCACUUGGCCACGAUCCAAAUCAUUAUCAACAUCAUCAUCACAAUCAUCAAAUCUAUCCUUCGUGUGCUCAGCGAAAGCGGUCAAACCACCACUGCACCAAUGCACAUCAGCCAGCGCGAAGUCAAAAGCCAAAAGGAAAGCUAAAGCCAUGCUGCCUACAGAUCCUAGAACAGCUAAAACAAAAAGUGUAUCGCCAAAACCAGAGCAAGUCCAUAACAGUAGAGAUCCUCAAGAGAUCCAGCAAUAUUGCUCCAAAUCAAAUCGAUCACCGACAGUUACAACAACAACUGUUACCAAUGAACGUCCAUCCUCAGCAUCACCUAGUGCAGCAACCAGCCUCUCAGCGAAAUUGCACGCCUAUCAACCGAUCAGACAAUAUCAUCAAGGAGACCCGGUUUUGUCGAAACUCCAAGAGAUCAGGACGAGCACCGUGUACGCCCUGGGCGAUCUGCAGAAGCUUUUGCGAGCUCUACUACCAUUUUUCCUGCUCUUUAAUAUGCUGCCUCUACUUUAUGCAGAAUGCGAUCAAACAUUCAUCUCGCGUGCCGGAGGACCUCAGAACGGAACCUUCACGGCACCUCUCCUUCAUAAUCCAGCGAAUCAUACCAGACAAUGUUUGUACAUCUUCUUAGCAGGCCCCGGGCAGCGUGUUGAAGUAGUUUUUACGACUUUUAACUUGAGAGGAACACCACCUGAUGGAUCUGCUGUGGGCGAGAUACCAGCAUGUGCACACGAAUACAUGGACAUUUAUGCCGAGGUUCAAACAUCAGAUGCAGCCGAUCUAAUUAAUUCGCCAUUUGGUGGACGGUAUUGUGGCCCGAUACCACCACGUCGUCGAAUAUCGAUGUAUCGAGCAAUUGCUCUAUCCUUUUUUACGAAUAAAAACGAAACACUACCUGACUUGUUUACAGGACGUUAUUCAUUUAUAAAUGCAUCGGAAUAUGAAAUUGGUAUACCAAUAUCCGGAUCACCAUGUUCCUACACUGUCACUCCUAGUUCGAAUAAAACAGGUGCUUUAAUAUCGCCAACUUAUCCAGGUGCCUAUCCGAAAGAUUUAUCGUGCACAUAUACAUUUCUCGGUGAAACGAAUCAAAGAGUUAGAUUAGAAUUUCGUGAUUUUGAUCUAUUUUUUGGAGGACCACAUUGCCCAUUUGAUUUCGUUAAAGUAUAUGAUGGUCCAGACAAUUCAUCGGCAUUAAUAGGAACAUAUUGCGGUCAACAAAGAAAUUUAGUUAUAUAUUCAAGCGAAUCGAGUCUAUAUGUUCAUUUUUUUACGCUACCGAGAACAGCGAAUACACAAAAUCGUGGCUUUAAAGGAAUUUAUGAAUUUAGCGAAAGUUUUGUUAAACUAGAUUUUAUACAACAAAACGAUGGCAUUCACAUGCGUGGCUCAGAAUGUGAUCAGAAAGUUUUAUCGAAGAAGCAAUCCGUAGGAUAUGUUUAUUCUCCUAAUUAUCCUUAUCUGUAUAUACCGAAAACAGUUUGUAGAUAUUUUAUAUAUGGCAUGCAGGACGCGCAACAUUUAGAACGAGUUCGUUUAGAGUUUUUUCUUUUUGAUAUACCGAAGGUUGAACACAAAGAUAAAAGCGAAUCAAACUGCACAGAUGGCUACCUCAAAGUUUAUCUAAAAGGACAAGAAACUAUGGAUGCCUACGAUAAAUUCGAUCACGAACUGUGCGGCAAUGAAACACAUUCAGUAGUAAGUGAUGGACCUCGUCUUGCCAUGGUAUUCAGUUCCGGUGAAAUCCAGGGACGUGGUUUCAAAGCGAAAUAUACAUUCGAGACCGAAUAUAAAAUACCGGGAACUGCUGCCCCGGACGGGUCCUGUAGCUUCACGUAUCGAAGCUCGUCAAAGAAAAAAGGCGAUUUUAAUAGUCCAAGAUACCCUUCCAACUAUCCAUCCGAUACGAAUUGUUCAUAUAUGUUUAUGGCAAUGUCCAAUGAGCAAGUAACAAUUGUUUUCGAUCAUUUUCGUGUGAAGGCGGACAAUGUAAAUACAACAGGUGGAGCAUAUGGUGCAUCCGUUUGUUUCGAAGAUUGGCUAGAAAUCUAUGUAUUAUAUCGUGAUGGUUCGGAUCGUUUUCUUGGUCGAUAUUGUGGAAUGACAGCCCCUGGUCCAGUCGAGAGCCCCAAGGGGGCUGUUGGUAUCCGAGUUUUAUUACAUACCGACCUGGAAAAUGUUGCGAGUGGUUUCAAAGCGCGCUAUGUAUUCGAAACUGCCAAAUCCGAAUUUGGUGAUUGCGGUGGAAAUUAUUCGGGUCAAGACUCAGGUAUUAUAACGUCACCAAAUUAUCCGGCUAAUUAUAAGGGUCCCGCUAAAAAUAUGGCAUCGAGUGCCUGUAACUGGUAUAUAACUGCCCGGUCUGGAUAUAAAAUUUCAAUUAAUUUUGAAUUUUUCUCGGUCGAAGGCGAUCCGCCUGGACGCGGAUGUGCAGCUGCGGUUCUUCGCCUUUGGACCAACCUAGAAUCUGAAGCAUCGCCAAUUGAAUUAUGCGGAGAGAAAAACGCUGAUGAUUGGCAUUAUAUAUCGCAAGGACAAUCGGUUAGAAUAAGUUUUAUAACCACUGAUAAAACUAUCGGUGCACAGGGCUUCCGUAUUGUUUGGACUGAAAUCCAAGAUUCUGGCCCGGGGCCACCAUCUUCCAUGUCAGCACAAUGCGAAUCAACCUAUCAUUUUGAAUGCGCUAGCGGCUAUUGUAUAGCUGACAAAUUGCGCUGUGACGGUGUUAAAAAUUGCGGGCCGAAGGACGAUAGCGAUGAAACGAACUGUAUCACGGAGGCCCCCAAAGAGGAUCACGGCGUUCUUAUAAUUUGCAUCAUAGCCGCCGUCUCGUUCCUAACUUGUCUCCUAUGCACACUUUGUCAUCGCAAAAGAAAACGACGGCACCAUAGACAACUAGGCCUUCAUCGAAAUGCAGCUCAUUAUGAUUCAACAACAAGCGCUACAGUAUUGAAUCCAUUUACAGGUUUAAGUUCCAGUCGACGACAUUUACAAGGACCCGCUGGUAGUUUAUCAGAUAGUUUACACGGCAUAAAUACGGGAGCGUUAACAAUACCGCCAGCACCAUCGCCACCAACCAGUGUACCCCCACCACCGCAUAUAUGCACGGCACCUGGUAGCAGUGGAAUUCUAAACGAUGGCGUUAACGACGAUGACGAUGAUGAUGAUGACGAAGAUAAUCAAGAUUUAUUUAUAAAUGAUAUACGAUUCGAUGACGACGAUAAUAAUGGCGAAAGUGUAUAGUUGAUAAUUGGCUAAUUAGAGACAAGCUAAGAAAUUAACUAAAAUAAAUUUAAAAAACAAAAAUAUGUAAAAUUAUAAAAUUAAAUAAAAUUAAAACAACCAAAAAAAAGAAAACAAAAAACUCCUUAGGCUCACUAAAAAUUAAAUUUAAAAUUUUAUACAUACAUGUAUAUUUUUUUUAAAAAAAGAAGACAUAACGGUUAAUUGCAAAAAAAUAAAUAAACGAAACAAAUGCGAUUCGUGAAAGUAAAGAACAAAAAAAAACAGUCACAAUUCCGAAAUAAAGCUACUAAAAACAAGGGAAAUAACAUAAAAACUAGAUGAAAAUUUAGAACAAUAUUCAAUUUAAAAUAGAACAAAAAAGGAUUUAAUUAAUGACAUAGAACAGCCCAAGAGGUAAUAAUAAUUUCAAACAAAUUCUCAUCACUUACACAACCAUGAAAAUAACAACAAUAAAAUUAAAUAUAAUUUAUUAUGAAUAUCUAAACAACUAACACGUGUUUAUUUCAUUUGAUGGAAGUAAUAAAAAUCAAAAUAAAUAAAAUAUGUAGGAAAAUAUUUAUAUAUUGUACUAGAUCAUAAAUUUUUGAGGAAAAACAAAAGAUAUUUGUUGUAGUUAUUUUUUAAUUCAUAUUUAAUUCAUAUGCAUCAUUUUAAAAUGUAGAAAAAUCUCCGAGUUAUAUCUAAAAUUUUUUUUUAUUUUUUCACUUAUAUUGAAGAAUGCCACCACGAUAAAUAUUAAAAUGAAUUUAUUAAAUUAUAUUCAAUGGAUUGAAACACAGAAAUACUAUUUAAAAAUGGUAUAUUUUGGUUUAGGACCAUAUACCUCUAUAGUCUGAUGCCAAUUCACAUAAACUGAAUUAUUUUGGAGGAAACCUCGCACCUUAUUCUUACUAUCUUAGCAGGUAGUUGGUAUGCUCCCAAAAAUCCCUGAAGGAUCCUCCUUUGAACCAAUCGUUUGGAAGGGCCUUAUAACAUCCCAAUUUUUAUAUCGACUCACAAUUCGGUAUUCAAUAGCCAUUGGCCCUAGUGUUAAAUAAAAUGAGACUAAUAGUAAACUGGUAUGAUUCGUGCUUUAAAGCCACUUCGCGUUGACAAAUAAAUGGUUUAAGCAAGCAUACCCUUAUUUAGGUCUUCUCAACACCCUCCUACUGUGAAGUCUUCUGAGUCUUCAAAGUCUAACAAUUCAUUGGCAGUAAUCAAUCUUCUAUAUCUAUCCUCGCAGGGUAGCCCCAUGUGGGAGGACGAAAUCCAAUUUUAUCCCUUCUAAGGGAUUUAUGUUGUCGUGAUAAUCUUGAUCAAUGCUCAUCACAAUCUUUGGAAAGACAUAUUUAUAAUGAACACCAAAUAUCCUUGGGUAGUAAUAUUGAGUUCUCCAACCAUGCUUUGAAAGAAAGGCCUACAACAGAGGAACAACCUACACUGUCUCCUAAUGCCUGACGUUUUCUACACCAUUAUAUUAUUCGACAGUAGUUCAGCAAUACUUCACUUGAAAUAACACGGCAAACGGUGGUUAUUCCAGCUAAUAAGGAUUCUAUUUCCGGCGUUAUUUACUUCUAUAAGGUCACGUAGGAAAACCUAUCAAAAAUUGCUCACGGAAUUACCACACCCGGCAGGGAUAUCCACGGAAGUUCGAAGUUGUUUUCAAUGCUUUGAAGCCAAUCUCCAGUGAAUCCUCGUUUUAGCUACUUCUGCUGCACUUUACCCCCUGGCCAGUACCGACUCACAAGCAUCGCGUUUUUUCUUCGUUUGACAUCAACGAUCUUCUCCUGAGUCCUGCCACACGGCAGCAUAUGAUACAGAUACUCGCAGCAUCGACCGCAUCCUCACAGUAAGGCAUUUCGUCUACUUAAAUGGAACUGACAGUCCAGCAGACUCUGAAGUUCCCGCUGAACUGAAGAUCAGCUAACCGAUACUCGAUACGAUUCAAGGUUCUGUUUUAAAUUGAGCUCUUAUCCUGAAUUCGUCCCUAACCAAACGACGAGUGCCAAAUGAGCUGGCCCGAUUUUUUGAUCCUGUUGGCUUUGUGGCACCCGCGACAGUUUCAAUCAAGAUGCUUUAACCGUCUUCGCAUUACAUGAUGUUUUGAUAUACUUUCCACGGCUUUUCAGAACAUCAGAACAGACAGGUAUGCACCGUGGUCCCCUGGGCUCGCCGCGAAGGCUGCAAGGACUGCGUUUGAAUCUCCUCUAUCACGGUAGUCGAUUACUUUAUCUGAGGUCCCGAAAACGUAUAUUCAACACUUUUUUGACAGAUGUCCUGUGCAUACUAAGGUCCAAUUCUUAGGUCGUGCUUUACUGGAUACGCUGAAGUCUUUUAUGUGGCUAGUCAACUAAGGAAACUCAUGACCUACCCCUCCUCAUCAAAUUAACAUUCCGUAAAAUCGACUGAAAAUCUCACUGUUUACGCCAGUCACGACCUCUUAGCCACGCAAGGAUUAACGAUAACUAUUCUAAUGUCAUCUCUCUCGCAAGGAUUAAGAAUAACUAUUCUAAAUUCUGGACUGCAUUUAUAUACCCAAAAGUAACUUUGCACUGCGUUUGAAUAAGGCUGUUAUCAGCACACUUUCUUGCUCUUCCAAAAGCCAGUAUACAAUGACCGAUUUGCCAGCAUGGAUAAUUAAAAAAUGUCCUGGAGAGUGUGUUAAAAUCAAAGAACAGAAGCUAUAAUCUCGUCUUCCUUGAUUCGCUCAUCCAGCCAUGCAAAAGUUUCACACAAACCGAUCACCUGUUGGAAGGGUUGUUGGUUCCUGUAUCGCCCCAGCCCCAGACCCUCCCAUAUACAUAGUAUGGCCAUAAGUCCUGUCAGUCAAACAAAUCUUUAUUUCUCACGAAGUAAUAAACCAAAUCAAUCGAAAAGCACUUCAUUAGAAAAGGGAAACAUCGAGCUUUCGAACAAAAAAAAAUUAUUCAAAAUGGCCGCCGCUAGCAGCUGUACAAGUCCAAAAUCUGUGAGGCCAUGCAUUGAUCGCUUCACGCACGGUAUGAAGCGGGAUUUCUCGAGCUGCACACACGAUGCUGCCCUUCAAACUCUCCAAAUCGGUGUAAAUUCGAUCACAGGCAGUCUUCUCUAACUUAGGCCAAAGGCUGUAGUCCAGAGGAUUCAAACCUGGGCUGUUUGAGGCCCAUUCAUCCGCGGUUAUGAAGUCAGGAACAUGCGCCGCUAACCACUGCCGAAUUAUCUUGGCUUUGUGAGCGCGGGCCGAGUUCUGCUGGAAGCACCACGGCUUUCUAGCGAAUUUAGAUUCACUUAAUGGCUCGACUACAUCUUCUAACAUAUUUUCGUACACGCUCCCAUUGGUUUUGACACCGGCCUCGCAGCAUGGAUAUCAGUUACUCCGUGAUAUGUGACGCCCCACCAUACCAUGAUACAAGUCGGAUAGUGACGACGUUGGACUCGCAGAGCAUUUUCUUUGGCUUCAUACUAAUUAUGAGCAUA
Messenger RNA from Hermetia illucens (black soldier fly), 9241 nucleotides. Its product is annotated as dorsal-ventral patterning tolloid-like protein 1. NCBI's taxonomy places the organism in Eukaryota, Metazoa, Arthropoda, Insecta, Diptera, Stratiomyidae. The record is from RefSeq and is a predicted model, not a curated record. The transcript is spliced from 17 exons. The coding region runs from base 1736 to 5803 and encodes 1355 amino acids. Gene Ontology annotation, cellular component: plasma membrane. Gene Ontology annotation, molecular function: protein binding.